This is a messenger RNA of Lactuca virosa, 1229 nucleotides long. The record is from the annotation of a GenBank genome assembly. Lineage: Eukaryota; Viridiplantae; Streptophyta; Magnoliopsida; Asterales; Asteraceae.
AUGGACCACGGUGGCCGGAAAACUCCUCUACCAAAACCUUAUGUUCUAUUCUUACUAGUUAUACUAGCAACUCAGCUUGUAAAUGCCACUAUCAGCAAGUCCUCGUGUGAUUUUCCGGCAGUUUUCAACUUCGGCGACUCAAACUCCGAUACUGGUGGCUUGUCGGCGGCGUUUGGGCAGGCUCCUCCGCCCAAUGGAGAAACUUUCUUCCACGGUCCGGCUGGUAGGUACUCCGACGGCCGUCUAGUCAUCGAUUUUAUAGCACAGAGUCUGGGGUUACCCUACCUUAGUGCAUACCUAGAUGCUCUGGGUUCCAACUUCACCCAUGGAGCCAACUUCGCCACCGGUGGUUCCACCAUUAGACCACAAAACACGACACGUCAUCAAAGUGGUUUGAGCCCCAUUUCAUUAAAUGUUCAAUCAUAUCAAUUCAACGAUUUUCAUCUUAGAACUCAAACUAUUCGCAAAGCCGGUGGGAUAUUUAAGGAAUUACUUCCGAAACCCGAAGCAUUUUCACGUGGUUUAUACACAUUUGAUAUCGGACAAAAUGAUUUGACGGGUGGUUUGUUACUAAACUUGUCUACCCAACAAGUUAAAGCAUCCAUUCCCGAUAUCUUAGGCCAAUUCAAAACCGUAGUUAAGAGUGUACACGAUAAAGGAGGACGAUAUUUUUGGAUACACAAUGUGGGCCCGAUUGGGUGUCUACCAUACGUGUUGGAACAUUUACCAAUCACAGCCCAACAAAUGGAUAAAGUCGGAUGUGGUAAUCCGUUUAACGAAUUAGCCCAAUUUUUUAACAGUAAAUUGAAAGAUCUUGUGGACCGAUUACGUGAGGAACUACACGAAGCUGCAAUCACCUACGUUGACAUCUAUAAAGCCAGAUACAAACUCAUUAAUCAAGCAAGCAAAUAUGGAUUUGAGCAUCCCCUUAGAGCUUGUUGUGGGCAUGGCGGGAAGUACAACUACAACACACACGUUGGAUGUGGAGGGAAGGUCAAAUCAUGUAAAGAUCCUUCGGUUAUGAUCAUAUGGGAUGGGAUUCAUUAUACCGAAGCUGCAAAUAGAUGGGUUUUCGAUCAUAUUGUAAAUGGGUCAUUUUCUGACCCAUCACUCCCGUUACAAAUGGCUUGCCAUAGGAAUUCAGAUCAAUAAAAUUGUACAAGCACGACUCUAAUAAUAACUAAUAAGUGCAUGUUUGGUAGGAUAGGAUAUCGGAUAGAAUAAAUGAC